This is a messenger RNA of Larimichthys crocea (large yellow croaker), 2776 nucleotides long. It is a transcript of the gene adat3, whose product is annotated as adenosine deaminase tRNA specific 3. Gene Ontology annotation, molecular function: tRNA-specific adenosine-34 deaminase activity. Gene Ontology annotation, cellular component: nucleus; cytoplasm. The record is from RefSeq and is a predicted model, not a curated record. The transcript has 2 exons. NCBI's taxonomy places the organism in Eukaryota, Metazoa, Chordata, Actinopteri, Sciaenidae. Bases 96 to 1163 code for a protein of 355 amino acids.
GGACAUUUUAGUCUGUUGCACCCGUACAGAAACAUUGUGGAGCGGCUGAACUGUGCUCGUUCACCAACCAAACCGCUGUUUCCAUCUAAGUUUUGAUGUCGAGAGAGGAGGACACCAACACAAUGGAGCCACAGACGAAACGCUGGAAAGGGUCAGUAUGUGACACAGACUCCUGGGUUGCUUAUCCUGUACUGUCAGAUGAGCAGUCACAAGACGUAGAGCUGAUCGAGGCGUUUGCUGCACCCAUUGUCAACAAGAAAGAGACAUCUCGACUGGUCCGGGAGCUCAACAGCCUCUACCCGUUGAAUGGCCUUCAGCACGUUAAGAGGGUGCGGGCGGUCAAGGAGAAGGGCAGUGCUCACCCUCUGGAAGUCCUUGUGUGCCUCGUCAGUGACGCACCAGACAUGAAGGUUCUCAGCAUCGACUCUCUGCUCCCCUCAGAUGGAGUUAGAAGUGACGGAUUGGGUGAGCCUUUUGUAGUUAGGGUCCCUGCACGUCCCCCCUUAACCCGACCCCAGUUUGAGCUGGCGAGCAAACACUGGCCCACCUCCUUUCAUGAGGACAAGCAGGUGACCGUCGCCUUGAGAGGAGAGCUCUUCAGUCCACCUCAGAAAGCCAGGAUGCACAUGUACAUGAUGUCUGCGCUGACUGCCGCCAAAGCGGGGAAAGAGUUAGGAAUGGAGGCGGUGGGAGCCGUGAUGGUCCACCCAGUAAUGGAGAGAAUCAUCGCAGUGGGCCAUGACUGCAGAGGUGACCAUCCACUUCAUCAUGCAGUCAUGGUCUGCAUUGACCUUGUUGCUCGGAGCCAGGGCGGUGGAUGUUAUUCUUUUGACAGAUACCCUGCUUGCACAUUUACCUCAGACACCUUUCAGAAAGUUCCUGAUGCAGAGGCGAGCUCUCAGCCAUACAUAUGCACCGGGUAUGACCUUUAUGUGACCCGAGAACCCUGUGUUAUGUGCGCAAUGGCGCUGGUACACUCCCGGAUAGGUCGCGUCUUCUAUGGGACUGCCUCUGUUGACGGGGCCUUAGGAACCAAAUAUAAAAUCCACACGCAGAAAGAUUUGAACCAUCGCUUUGAGGUUUACAAAGGAGUCCUGGGAAAGCAGUGUGAGGAUCUUGUGGACGACCAUGUUAAAAUGGAACAUUUACAGAAAAGUAGAUGACUGCUGUAUUAAUUUAAUUAGGGACUGGAGCUGGGGAAUUUUAGUUAUCGCAACUACAGAAAUAAAAAGUUCUACAUACUUUUAAUUAAAGUUUUUAAUCAUGUGGUGUUUGUUGUAUUGAGAGCACGUGCGUAGAUGAAAACCACUAACAAGGUUCUCACUGUAGUGCAGACUUUACUUCAUAUGGAGGUGUUUGACCGUGAGAUUAAAGUUGUAUGAGGCACUUGCAGUAAACAACGGUCAGUUUGGAGAAGCAGACACAAGUCUUGGUAUGGAAGCAAAAAAAACAUUUUUUAGCCACAUAAAUAAGCCCAAAAAUCUAUUUAGUAUACGCUAUAGUGUGCAUUUUCUCAUCACCUUGCUCUCUGCAUUGACCUUGAAAGUACCCAGAAGUCUCAUUGACAUUCCUUUAGCACUACAUUGUCCAAACAUUAGAAUUUAUGUAUUCCUAUGCCUAAGCCCAACUGUGCCAUACGGCGCCAUAGAUCUGAAGGUAAACUUUUUAAAAAGUACAGAAAAUUAUAUUCAUGUUUAAGGGUCAGAAGGGAAGGUUCAGUUUGUAGGUCCAGAUAUGGAAAAAUGCUAACCUGAAUUAUUACUCUCAGAUUUGGUUACUUCUAGACUACUUUCAUACAUACCAGCCUGUGUCACCUGCAGGGAAGAAAAGUAAAAAUGUAAAGCGGUUUAUAACUGCAGGUGUAGAAAUCUAAUAUCGCCACGUACAAAGAAAGUAAUGGCAGCUUGGACAGAAGAGCCACCUGCUGGAAAUGAGUGUCACAGCUGGCUGCAGGUGUUUUCUUUCUUUGUGGACUUCACGUCUGCCAAAUAAAAAAAAACAAACAAAAAAAACAUUGUCACAUUGUUCAGCAGGGGAUAUUGAACACACCUGUAGAAAUCCAAUCCAGCUUGUGGCUUUAACAUGGAAAUAUCUGACAAAUCAAGUUUGGAGAGGCUCAUAUUUUAAUUUGAUGUUUCCAGCCAUCAUAUUAUUCUUGUUUAGUUUGUUGUGAUACUCCACACCCAGUGCAGACAGCCUUUCCUGAUAAGCCUUUGUCAGCGUUCUCAGGUCAAAGGUUUGGUGUCUGCGACAGCUGAGCUUUCUGCUGUCCAAACAGUUCAUGGGAGCAGCUCACAUUGUUGUAAAAGUUGUUCUGUGUUCAUCUGUAGACUAAACAAGUUCUUGAUCAUCUGAGAGAAUGCUCACAUUACUCUUCUUUUGUGGAAAGUACCCAAAAGUCUCACUUACAUUCCUGAAAUCCACUCCCAUUACUGGGAACCACACAAUACAGCACACCAUGAGAGAUGUGAGGGCACGAACAUUUUAAUAAGAUUAAGAACAAGAAAUCUCAAGAGUACUAUGAGCUAUGGCCAAACAAAGCAGGACUAGCUGCCUUGAUGAUAGCAAAAAGUCUAAAGAGAGCAGCUACAUGAACAUAAGAUUAUCACAGAGACACUGUAGACCUCCCUCAGUAAACACUUAACCUGACAACAAUAAUUUGUCUCAUUUCUACAUACAGAACUUUUUCUUUAACAUACAGGACUUAGCAGUCACAAAAUAAAACUGAACGAUGAUGAAGAAAAAAGGAAAAAAAAAAAAAAAGCCUGCCCUGUUU